CUUACUUCCUGUCACUGAGUUGUUUCACUUUUUCUUUCAUAUGUGAAUGAUUAUGCCUGCUUGUUUUUGACAGCGUAUCACUCCCUAAUUCCUAAUAUAAGAUGUAUUGUCAAUCCUUCAGUGCCCUCGAAAAAUAAACAGUGUGAGACCUGUCCACACUAUUACAGAGGUGGAAAGAUGGCAGCAUCGAGUAGGAUGACCUCAAAAAAUCUAAACAUGGACCUGCCGGAAAAAGUGGAAGCUGUUGCACAGAAACUGAGCAGAGCGAUUGAACUGGGAGACAAGGAAACAGCAAUUCAGUGCGCUGAGCUCCUGGCAGAGAAACAUAUCCCUGUUACUGUCCAAAUCAAGGAGGCUGUCUUUCCUCAACAUGAAAUCAAGUCAGGACUUGAACCCACAACCUCCUCUCUAAGGGGUGAGUGUGCUGUUAUUGAGCUAAAGUCAACCCUACACAGGUUUCUUCUAUCAGCAGUCUAUAAUGAUUACAGUUUUCAUCCGAAACUGCAGCAGUGGAUCAUUGCUCAUCGAUUGGCAAAGGACCAUGAAACCUUGCAAUUCCAUGGCAUUCGAAAGGAUGGGGACACGGCAUUUAUGUAUCUCCUAUCAGGCAAGCAAGCCAACCUCAGACAGAGGCAGUGUGAACUGGAUCGGAUCCUACUUCUACAAGCAGCAGAGACAGCCAGUGGUAUGUUCAAUUCAAAACUGAACAGUGAAGAUGCUUUUCUUAAGUUGGAAGCACGUGGUGCCCAAGUACAGUCAAAUGAAGCAAACACUUUGCCAGAGGAAUCAGCAAAGAUUGGUUGGGUGUGUUCAGGUUGCACAUACAUUAAUAAACCAACCCGUCCAGGUUGUGAAAUGUGUAGCACAGCCAGACCAGACAACUACCAAGUCCCAGACAUAUAUCAACCUGAUGAAGAAGAGCUCCAGAGGAUGAAGAAUGAAGAAGAAAGUUUUAAACAAUAUGAACAGUCCAAGCUGCUGAAGCGACAAAAGAAUUACAAACUCUUGUUGGAAACAGAUGAACAAAACCUAAUAUCGACUGGGGAAGAUUUUGAAUGUCCAAUUUGUUUAAACAUCUUGGAGAAUGGUGAAGGAGUGACUCUUCGAGAAUGUUUACACGCCUUCUGCAAAGACUGUCUGAAGCAAACAAUCCUGAGCAGCACUGAAGCUGAUGUGACGUGUCCGUACAUGGAUCAGCUAUAUUCAUGUGAAAGCAAAAUCCUGGAACGCGAGAUAAAAUACCUCCUGACGGAGAGCGAGUAUCGCACGUACUUAGACAGAAGCUUAGCAAUUGCUGAGAAUCAAAGUGAGAAUAGCUAUCACUGUCAGACCCCAGACUGCAAGGGCUGGUGCAUUUACGAAGAUGAUGUCAAUGAGUUUAAUUGUCCCCUCUGUAAGAAGAAGAACUGUCUGCUGUGCAAGGCAAUACACGAAGGAAUGAAUUGCAAACAGUACCAGGAUGACCUGAAAAUUCAAGCUGAAAAUAACAAAGCUGCAAAACAGACUGCUGACAUGCUCACGGCAUUGUUGCAGAAAGGGGAUGCCAUGAACUGUCCUAAAUGCAAGAUUGUGGUACAGAAGAAAAGUGGCUGUGAUUGGAUACGCUGCACCAUGUGUAAAACAGAAAUUUGCUGGGUGACAAAGGGACCUCGCUGGGGACCUGCGGGCACAGGUGACAUCACUGGAGGAUGCCGUUGCCGUGUUAAUGGUAAACCAUGCCAUCCCAACUGCCAGAAUUGCCACUGAACAGAUGUGCAUCUAGUUAAUAUUGGGCACAGUGAAGCCCAUGGCAGUGAAAGUUUGACAUUUCCUUCUGAUGUGCACAUUACUGUUGUCUGGGGAAGAUAAACCAAUAGUGACAUCCUCUUAAGAAGCUGGAAUUCAAAUAUAUUUCUGCUUCAAAAAAGUGCUGAAUUCCAAUACUUCGGGUAAAGUCAUUUUGUUGCUUACAGACGCAUGUUGCCCCGAAAUCGUGGUGGUGGAGCGUAUAUGUGAGCAUUCUUGUAUGUAAGCGGGUUUCUGCCACACGUCUGGUGAAAUUCAGAGGGAAUUCCUGGCACUGUUAAUGGCACCCCUCUCUGGAAGGUGCUUCAGUCAUGCUUACGUACAUAGUUACACUGUAGACAGAAACCAUUCAGCCAUUGUGUCUGUACCAUCUCCUUACAAGAGCCCAGUAAUAGCAUCUCUUUUGCUUUUUCCUCUGCAACUGUUUUUGAUUCAUUUAAUUAUGCAGUUCCCUGCAAACUACACUUCAAUGUUCCGUCACCAUACUGUCAGGUCAUAUAUUCCACACCCUCACCACUCACUGUGAAAACAAGAUUUCUGCAGGUCACCUUGAAGCAGUGUUCUUGGGCUCAUGACGCUCUGGCAAUGGGAAGUUUCUCUCCAGUGAUCCAUCCAGAUUUUGAACAGUGCUAUCUUCUCAAAUCUCCCCUUCUCAAGGAAAACAGUCCUUCUUUCAACUUUGUUCCCAUGCUUUCCAAUGACUUCACAUCCUUCCCACUGCUGGUCUCCUUGUUUCUACACUACCUUUAGAAAUAUAUCCUUUAAUUUCCUUUUCUCACUCUUCCAACCAAAAUGUAUAUCUCACUUGUUUGCAUUAAAUCAGUCUACCAGCCUGUCUCUCCACUUUUAAUAAAUUGAAAGAAUGGGAAAACCCCAAGACUUUCUACAGGUAUAUAAGGGAUAAAAAAAAAUGACUAGAGUAAGAUUAGGACCAAUCAACGACAGUAGUGGGAAGUUGUGUGUGGAGUAAGAGGAGAUAGAAGUGCUAAAUGAAUAUCAUUUGUCAGUAUUCACAUUGGAAAGAAUACUGAGAAACAGACUAUUAAACUAGAUGGGAUAAAGGUUCACAAGAAGGGGGUCUUAGAAAUUCUGGAAAGUGAAAAUAGAUAAAUCUCCAAUGCCUGAUAGGAUUUAUCCGAGGAUUUUCUGGGAAGCC
This is a messenger RNA of Chiloscyllium plagiosum (whitespotted bambooshark), 2941 nucleotides long. The record is from RefSeq and is a predicted model, not a curated record. Lineage: Eukaryota; Metazoa; Chordata; Chondrichthyes; Orectolobiformes; Hemiscylliidae.